AAAAAACGUAAAGCAGAAGAAUCAAUUGAAGAAGAAGGCAGUCAAGAAGGUAUUCAAUCUCUAACUUUGUUUCAAACUUUGCAUAUAAGUGGAACAAAUCCAAAAACUGUAUUUAGUCGCACUGCACUUGAAGCUUAUCAUUCCAUUGGUGUUCGUCCUUUACCCGAUAAAAACCUUCAGACUUGUGAUCCCGAAGAAGUCUCUUACGUUUUUGUGGGUUCUAAAAUUGCUGGGUCAACAGAUUGUAUAUCAUUAAAAACUUUUGAUGGUAAAUAUCUUGCUUCCGAUAAGUUUGGUGCCAUUACUGCUGAGAGAGAGGCUAUCGGUCCACAAGAAGAAUGGAGACCAAUUAUUAGGAGUGAUGGGAUAGCAUUACAAAAUUAUUAUGACAAGUUUUUAAGUGUCGAUGAAAUUGCUGAUGGUGGAUAUAAAUUAAGAGCUGAUGUAGAAACAAUUGGUUUUUGUGAAACUUUGCACGUAAAAUGUCAAUCUAGGUUUCGUAAAAAGUCAAAGAGUACUAGGAAAGAGAGUGGUCGAAUAAAAACAACCAAAGAAGAUAUAUCAGAAUUAAAAAAGGCUAAGAAGGAAGGAAGCUUUUCUGAAGCGUAA
Racocetra fulgida is the source of this 609-nucleotide messenger RNA. Lineage: Eukaryota; Fungi; Glomeromycota; Glomeromycetes; Diversisporales; Gigasporaceae. The record is from the annotation of a GenBank genome assembly.